AACAAACUCCACCGGCGAUGAAACGGGCCGGCGAGCCAUGAAGGGCGGCCGGAUUAAUUUCCAAUUAGGCAAUAUCCGGCAAUCACCAAUUCAGAAAACCAGGGCCAGUAGACAACGCGCAGCGUCGAUGGCUGUCGCGGACGAGAAACCCCCGGAGACUGAGAAGCACGCCGGACGAACAAAGUGCACGCGCUUUAGACGAUCGGUUGCCGGACAGGCUUAACCGACCGUAAAUCAGCGGCGGCCGGACAGGCGCACCUACGACGGGGAAAGGGCGUGCGUCUAGGGUUUCUGAGACGACCCUUGAAAAUGCUUUGAUACCAUGUAAAACAUGGGAAAUGAUACAUAAUGGUAUGUAGUGGUGCGUGGAGCAAGCGGGUUUUACUCAUAUGGUAUAUUGGAACGUUCAGAAGGGUGGCCAGAUAUAGAUGUCUACCAAGGCCGAAUUGUCUUCAAACUUGAUCAACACUUGUUCCAAUAUAUGGCUGUUUCCGAUGAGAGGCAAAGAAUAAUGCCAACUGCCCAAGACCGAGAAGAGGGUAAAGUACUUGACUACCCCGAAGCUGUUCUUUUGAUCAAUCCAAACAACUCUUACUUGAGAGGAGAGGUUGAUGAUAAAUAUCAGUAUUCUUGUGAAAACAAGGAUAAUCGAGUCCAUGGGUGGAUAAGUUCGGACCCGCCAACAGGGUUUUGGAUGAUCACUCCUAGCAAUGAGUUUCGAAAUGGCGGACCUUCAAAACAAGAUCUUACUUCACAUACUGGCCCCAUCACUCUUUCUAUGUUUUUCAGCACACAUUAUGCUGGAGAGAUGUUGGGGCUGAAGUUCCGAAACAGAGAGCCGUGGAGAAUGGUUUACGGCCCUGUCUUCAUCUACCUGAACUCGGAUUCGACUGACCAAUACGGUUUGGGUGAUCUUUGGGCAGAUGCAAAGGAGCAGAUGUUCAUUGAAACCGAAAACUGGCCAUACGAUUUCCCACUUUCUGAAGCAUUUGUUCCUGCUCAACAACGAGGCACAGUAACUGGUCGGCUACUAGUUCAAGAUAGCUACAUAAACGAAAGGCUUAUGACGGCUAAUUCAGCUCCUGUUGGGCUUGCUUCUCCGGGCAAUUCGGGAUCAUGGCAAUAUGAAAGCAAGGGUUACCAGUUUUGGACUGAAACUGAUUCCGAAGGGUAUUUCUUGAUAAAAGACAUCAUCCCAGGAAAGUAUAGCUUGCAUGCAUGGGUCCCUGGAUUUAUGGGUAAUUACAGAUAUGAUUUCAACAUUAAUAUCACACCAGGAUCAAGAAUCAGGCUUGGGAAUCUCAUAUAUGAUCCUCCAAGAGUAGGUCCCACGCUCUGGGAGAUCGGAAUCCCGGAUCGGACUGCAUCUGAGUUUCUCAUCCCGGAUCCUUAUCCUAUGCUUCUGAACCAAUUGUACACUGAGGACACAUCAGAAAAGUAUAGGCAAUAUGGCUUGUGGGACAAGUACACUGAACUCUAUCCAGAUGAAGAUUUGAUUUUUACAAUUGGAACAAGCGAUUAUCAGAUUGAUUGGUUUUUUGCACAUGUCAAUAGAUAUGUGCUACUAGGGGAUGAAGGAAACAAAACAUAUAUACCAACGACAUGGACAAUUGAGUUUGAGCUUGGCAAUGUUGAUGAGUUUGAAAACUAUACCCUUUGGAUUGCAUUGGCAUCAGCACAUGAAGCUGAAUUGCAGGUCGGAGUGAAUGAUCCGGAGAUGGCAAUCCCCCACUUCACUACCGGUUUUAUAGGAAAGGACAACGCGAUUGCAAGACAUGGCAUUCACGGGUUGUAUUGGCUGUUCAAGGUUGACGUGCCGGGGUCUCUACUUGGAAUAGGAACCAACUCAAUCUUUUUCAGGCAAGUCAAAGGGUCAAGUCCUUGGAGAGGGGUAAUGUACGACUACAUUCGUUUCGAAGCACCAUUUCAAAAAGAUUAAUAAUCAAUAAACUCUUAUGUGAAGAAGUUUGUGUAAACAUAACGUAUGAAUGUGUACUUUCUUAGGAGAUACUCUUGCACCAAAUGUAUUCAUGUAUGUAACAAUAUUGGCUAAUGUCACACAA
Molecule: messenger RNA, 2063 nt
Organism: Cuscuta campestris
Lineage: Eukaryota; Viridiplantae; Streptophyta; Magnoliopsida; Solanales; Convolvulaceae
Source: the annotation of a GenBank genome assembly